AUGGCAACCACCGCGUCGGGGCCAACGUUGUCGGCACCCUUGCUGUCCCCGUCCCCGUCCUCCUACGCGGAGUCCGUAAAUUUCGAACCUCCCUCCUUUGUGGCGACCCUCGAGGACCCAAAACUCCGCGACAAACUAGAAGUCGAGGCUGAAACAACUCCGGAGCCACUCGGUCGGCCUUCCUUCUCUGGAUCGUUCAGGAGCUUCAAUGCUAACGUCCGUCCUUCCUCUGCUUGGUCGCGCAUCACUUCCUCUGCCUUCGCUUCCAGGGAACGUCGCGCGACAAUCUCUGCCGGCAAACGAUCACUGAACCUCGCGAGAGACAACAAAAACGGUCACGGUAUACCCAGGAUCAUUGUUGACGAGGCCCCUAAUCGACCCAGUUCAAGAAGAUCUUUAUCUGAGAGGAAAUGGAGCUCGGUUCGAGGUACUAGAGGCAUCACUAUGGAUAUUCCGAACUCCUCAUUAGGGGAUAUCACCAGCUCUACAAUUGACGAGGGAAACGAGUGGAGUCCGUCAACGGCGGCCAACCCCAAGUUGCUCAGCGCCGAUGAGGCUCAUACCAGUCCGCCUAGCAGGAGAGUGAGUCCUUCGACGAUGCGUAACUUUAGCACACGCCGGAUUCGGUCCGCAAAUUCGUUGAGAGGUGGCAGAACGGAUAAUGGGGGUGUAGUCCGUACUUUGUCUGUGGACGAAGAAAUGUUGUCUAGAAAAGUGAGGUUGAUGUAUGAAAAGGGGGAGGAUGUGGUUAGUGAGGCGGAGCUGAAUCAGGCACUAGACGAAGAUGAGAGUAUCUUCAUGGACAUGAACGGGGAUACUAUGGAAAAUACGGAGGGUACGGGAAACAUAAACUCUGAGCCUCCAAGUGAGAAGUCAGAAACUGCGUCGACGGCUACAGUCAGCCCGGCUAGAAGGAGAAAUACGGUGGAGAGGGAGAGUAAUGAGCUUGCUGGUGGCGUGGAGGACUGGAAUGAUAUUGAGAACGGCUACGUUGAUAGAUACGGCUUCAUCAUCCCGCAUCCUGAGGAUGGUGAGUCGGACACGAACGGGCCGCAGCCGCUUCAAAGGGUCUCAACGAGUUUGAUGCUCGCCUCUGCCACACCCAGGCGGAAACGAACAAUGGCCAAACGUCCGCCUUCAACGGCAGGAGCAGCGAGUAUCCGCUCCUUUGCCGGCCGCUCCUCGUCACAGAGAACUAACGACCAUCCCGCUCGUCCAAAUUCUUCCCAGAGCUCAUACCAGCCCCCCAUCUCGCGUACCACCAGCAGUCUACGUUAUGCAGCGAACAAGCUCCCCCACAACCGUUCUCGCAAGCUGCUUGACGAAGCCGGUGAUAUGCUAACCAGCCCCACCCAAAAGACCAAUAGCUUCAGUUUCUCUGAAGACGAUUCGGCCUAUUCAAAAGCCAUGAAAAAGAAGGAGUGGGAGCGUGAGGACAAGUGGCGUAAAAUGGCCAAGCUCACCUCCAAGGCCAAGGAUGGAUCUGGAAUGACAUUCGAAUUUGAUGUCACUAGUUCCAAGCUUAUCGAACGUACCUGGAAGGGUAUCCCGGAUAGCUGGCGCUCAACAGCAUGGCACGCCUUCUUGGCUGCCAGCGCAAAGAAACGUCCUGACAGCCCUACUGAGGCUGAGUUAAUUAAAAAGUUCAACGAACUGCAAGUCUACCCGUCCCCUGAUGAUGUACAGAUCGAUAUCGAUGUCCCCCGCACCAUCAGUAGCCACAUCAUGUUCCGACGCCGAUAUCGCGGAGGACAGAGGCUUCUCUUCCGCGUCCUACAUGCCAUGUCCCUUUACUUCCCGGAGACCGGAUACGUGCAGGGAAUGGCCGCACUGGCCGCCACUCUACUGGCUUACUACGACGAAGAGAAUGCAUUCGUCAUGCUUGUCCGCCUCUGGCAAUUUAGGGGUCUCGAUCGACUUUACCGUGAGGGCUUUGCAGGCCUGAUGGAGGCACUGAAUAGCUUUGAGAAGGACUGGCUAGGCAGUGGGGAGGUGGCCGAGAAACUGACUGAACUUGGAAUUACCCCAACUGACUAUGGAACACGAUGGUACCUGACACUAUUCAACUACUCCAUCCCAUUUGCUGCUCAGCUCCGAGUGUGGGACGUAUUCAUGCUUCUAGGCGACUCAGGGGAACCAAUCCACCCAGCCGACUCUGCCAACAGUAACGGCCACGUAAACGGUGCCAGUACCAGAACCGGACCUGCGCACCCUGUGGCAAGCCCGUUCGGUAAAAGCCUUGAUAUCCUACACGCCACCUCUGCUGCCUUGAUUGAUGGCAUGCGAGAUAUCAUUCUUGAGUCUGACUUUGAGAACGCAAUGAAGGUUCUCACUAGUUGGGUCCCAAUCAAUGAUAUCGAACUCUUCAUGAGGGUCGCCAGGACCGAGUGGAAAGUUCACUGCCGAAAGAAGGGCCAUUAA
This is a messenger RNA of Microsporum canis CBS 113480, 2421 nucleotides long. Its product is annotated as GTPase activating protein. The transcript is spliced from 3 exons. The record is from RefSeq and is a predicted model, not a curated record. NCBI's taxonomy places the organism in Eukaryota, Fungi, Ascomycota, Eurotiomycetes, Onygenales, Arthrodermataceae. Bases 1 to 2421 code for a protein of 806 amino acids.